CAAAACGGGCGAAUCGUCUCAUUUAGCUCCUCUUGUGCUCUUACUGUCACUUCAGAGGUUAUUGUUAUGGCGUGCGAGGAGAGCUGACGUCUUUCACUUCGCUUCUCAAUAUUAAUAAUAACAAUAACAGUAACAAAGAAAGCCUGCAGGUGAGAAUCCAGAAAAAAAAAAGGAAAAAAACCGAGCCGCGGACCUCAACGGAUCUGGGAAUGGACAAUGGAAUACUCUGCUUUGCUACAAUGAAAACCCCCUUGGCCUUCUUAGUUCUUGCCAGCAUAAUCUGCUGCCUUAGUGUAUCACAGAUGGCAGCGGGAACACUGAAGGAAGACUCCAAUAACAAUAUUACCAUAUUCACAAGGAUUUUAGAUGGAUUGCUGGAUGGGUAUGAUAACAGGCUGCGUCCUGGAUUGGGAGAAAGAAUAACAGAGGUAAAAACAAAUAUCUACGUCACAAGCUUUGGCCCAGUCUCAGAUACUGAAAUGGAAUAUACGAUUGAUGUGUUUUUCCGCCAAAGCUGGAAGGACGAACGACUUAAAUUUAAAGGACCGAUGCAAAGACUUCCCUUGAACAACCUUCUAGCCAGCAAAAUCUGGACACCAGACACCUUCUUUCUCAAUGGCAAGAAAUCCAUUGCUCACAACAUGACCACUCCCAACAAGCUGCUGCGCUUGGAGGAUGAUGGGACUCUGCUCUACACCAUGAGAUUGACCAUUUCUGCUGAAUGUCCUAUGCAACUGGAAGACUUUCCCAUGGAUGCUCAUGCAUGCCCUCUUAAAUUUGGAAGCUAUGCCUAUCCAGACUCUGAAGUUGUUUAUAUCUGGACCUCUGGUGCCGCCCGUUCUGUUGUUGUGGCUGAAGACGGUUCGAGGUUGAACCAGUAUCAUCUAAUAGGACAGACAGUGGGGAGGGAGGUCAUCAGAACAAGCACAGGACAAUAUACUGUAAUGACGGCACAUUUUCACCUGAAGAGAAAAAUCGGGUACUUUGUAAUCCAGACCUACCUCCCGUGCAUUAUGACGGUUAUCCUGUCUCAGGUGUCGUUCUGGUUAAACAGAGAGUCAGUGCCUGCAAGGACUGUGUUUGGUGUCACCACAGUGCUGACAAUGACAACGUUAAGCAUCAGUGCUCGCAACUCUUUGCCCAAAGUGGCGUAUGCUACAGCAAUGGACUGGUUUAUAGCAGUGUGCUAUGCAUUUGUCUUCUCCGCACUAAUAGAAUUUGCCACUGUAAAUUAUUUCACCAAACGAAGCUGGGCAUGGGACGGCAAAAAAGCGCUCGAAGCCCAUCAAACCAAGAAAAAGCCUCCCAUGGCACUAACAAAGAAAGCGAACAACGCCUGCAUGGCUGUGGGAGUGAACAACACAGCGAACAUCAUGAAGGAAUCGGUCCUUUCCACCAUUUCCAACAGCACCUCAGUGCAGAUGAAACCCACAGAAGCAAAGCCUCCGGAGGCUGAAAAGACUUACAACAGCAUCAGCAGGAUCGAUAACAUGUCCAGGAUCGUGUUCCCAGUGCUUUUUGGGACUUUCAACCUAGUCUACUGGGCCACGUAUCUGAACAGAGAGCCAGUAAUAAGGGGAGCCUUAACUCCCAAAUGAGCUGCUUCAACAGCACUGUACUCUUGUCUACACACUUGCCAUAUUGUAAGAAAUAGAAGGAUUGCCAUAGAGGAUGAUAUGAAGCACUGACUUGCAUAAGCAGUGCUAUUAGCUGAAGUUUUGAGAACCUUUUUCAUGUGUUGCAUGUUCAAUACUCUCUUGAGAUAAUAUUGCCAUCUUUGCCUUGACUAUUUCUAAUGAAGUCCACCAAGAUUUCAUAAAGAAUGUUGCAUUUAUUCCAAGCAGCAAGCAUUUCUAUCUUUGCAAACUAGAAACAAAUAGAUAGUACACAUGGUCCCAGUGUAAAUAACAUUAUAAAGCAUUUUGCAUUAAAAACAAGUUUGACAUGAGAUGAUCAAAUCAUAAAUACUGUCUGGCUACAUCGGAAUAAACAAAACAAAAUACACUGGAGCAUUGCUGAUUACAAUCCAUGCAUCUCAUCAUGAAGUGCUGGAAUAAAAACAUUUAUACUUUUAUGUAUCAAUGUAUAAUUUACAAAUAGAGUCAAUGGAUGUUCCAGAAAAGAUAUUCUAAUGCGAGCAAGGCAAUGUCUUGAAUAUUGAAUAUUGUUUUGCACAAUAAGAUCUAUGUAAACCAGUAUGCAAAGUCACCAGCAGCUGUUUAUUCUGUUUAUUUUAGUCACACCUUUAAAGGAGGAUUGUUGUUUAAAAAGUCAAACGUUUUUUCUGUUAGUUGAGAGACUGUCAGUUUUGUAGAUCUAGGCAUCGUAAGUCAGCAUUCGAAUGGAACUGUCUAAUAAGAAAGGAGCUGGUGGAAACAAAUCACGGGAAACAUGCAGCAGUAAAACAAAGCACCUGCACAGGAGUUUGAACCCUUUGUAGCUGGAUCUGACGCUUGUGAAAGCUGAUGCCCGAUCAUCCCUCUGCUUUGUGGGGUCUAGGUUUGAAUCGUUUGUAGCUAACACUGGAUCUGACGCUUGUGAAGGCUGAUGCCCGAUCAUCCCUCUGCUUUGUGGGGUCUAAGUUUGAAUCGUUUGUAGCUAACACUGGAUCUGACGCUUGUGAAGGCUGAUUCCCGAUCACCCCUCUGCUUUGUGGGGUCUAGGUUUGAAUCGUUUGUAGCUAACACUGGAUCUGACGCUUGUGAAGGCUGAUGCCCGAUCACCCCUCUGCUUUGUGGGGUCUAAGUUUGAAUCGUUUGUAGCUAACACUGGAUCUGACGCUUGUGAAGGCUGAUUCCCGAUCACCCCUCUGCUUUGUGGGGUCUAAGUUUGAAUCGUUUGUAGCUAACACUGGAUCUGACGCUUGUGAAGGCUGAUUCCCGAUCACCCCUCUGCUUUGUGGGGUCUAGGUUUGAAUCGUUUGUAGCUAACACUGGAUCUGACGCUUGUGAAGGCUGAUGCCCGAUCACCCCUCUGCUUUGUGGGGUCUAGGUUUGAAAUAGUUUUCUGUGUAAUCAUUAUUCAAACGGAGGUUCAGGGACACUGUGUUAAACACUCUUAAGUCACGUACUUGCUAACAAAUUCCCUUCCUUUUAAUAACCACUGGUAAGUUAUCACCGGCAUGUGUAUUUUCAUUUAGAAACUUGUGUUCGGGAGAAAGGAGAGACCCCACACAUCACAUCUCAUAUUGUAAUUCUCCCUCGUUUAUAGAACCGAUGGAACAGAAUGAGGCCCUUACAGUCAGGAGUUCUGAUUGAAGCCACUUUUCUAAAAACCUGAUGUAACCUUCCAUUCGUGUUGUGUAGCUUUUAUACAAUCAUGGCUGUUAUUUUCAGUAGUGAUCAGGAUCAUGUUUUUGUAAAAGUAUACAGAAAGAAUAUUCAGUGUUCAUGUCAGGGAAAAAGCUAAACCUGAAAAUGACAGCUUCUACUUCUAGGUCAUUCUCUGUUCCACAUUCUAACUGUACAGUGAUUAAGUAAGAGGAACAAACAAUGAUAAGCUUAAUAUUCUGAUUUGUGUUUAAUUAUUUAAACAUGGUGAAAAUCCAGUUCUGCAGUACACCUCUGCUACAAAACAUCUGCUGCAUCUGCUUAUAUUACCCAUAACGACACUCAUUAGCGCUGCCAAAUUAGGCUUGACUGCGGAGGUGGGUUUGUUUUUAAUGUAUUUAUUAUGAUCCUAUUUGAACAAGAAACACACCUUGCUCUCCUCUCGGUAAUGUUAAUCGAGCAGCUAGUUACCUUUGUGCAUCUGCUUCAGGUGUCUGCAUUGGGGGGAGGUUAUACUGUACCACCUAAUGGUGAUUAGAGUAGAAAACAUGAAACUAGAAAUGUAAAUGUACUGAUUUGGAGGGCACAUUAAGACCCUUUACUGCAUUGUUUAUGUUCAACACAUCAAUGUUCAGGUCCAGUUCUUAGCAUAAUGUUACUAAAGCAAUA
This is a messenger RNA of Polyodon spathula (Mississippi paddlefish), 3938 nucleotides long. RefSeq names its product gamma-aminobutyric acid receptor subunit alpha-5-like. NCBI's taxonomy places the organism in Eukaryota, Metazoa, Chordata, Actinopteri, Acipenseriformes, Polyodontidae. Gene Ontology annotation, cellular component: dendrite membrane; neuron projection; postsynapse. Gene Ontology annotation, biological process: synaptic transmission, GABAergic; gamma-aminobutyric acid signaling pathway; signal transduction. The record is from RefSeq and is a predicted model, not a curated record. Gene Ontology annotation, molecular function: benzodiazepine receptor activity; transmitter-gated monoatomic ion channel activity involved in regulation of postsynaptic membrane potential; GABA-gated chloride ion channel activity. Bases 210 to 1598 code for a protein of 462 amino acids. The transcript has 10 exons.